AUGGCUGCGUUGAAAGACGGAAAUGCCAGCGACAACAAGGGUCCGAUGAUCCUAUCAGUGCUGUGGGCACUGACAGGCCUCACAACCGUUCUUGUCAUAGCACGCAUGUACAUCAGAACAAGUCUCUUGCACAACCUCGGAUCGGACGACUGGUUGAUCACAGCGUCUUUGGUAAUGGGAAUUGUCUACUGUGCUAUCACGACAAUAAAUGUGGAUAUGGGAUUUGGGAAGCAUGCAUGGCUAUUGAGCGAAAGAACUGUGGAACAUGCUACAUACCUCAACUGCUUGAGCUUCCUUUUCGGGAUCAUCUCAUUCACGAUUCCCAAGCUGGCGGUGACUGCGAUGCUAAAUCGGAUUCUCAACCCAAGUAUGGUGCAGCGGAUAUGUUUGUGGACGUUGACUGGAUUCGCUGCGGUUGUGUCGGGAAUAUGCAUUAUUGUGCUGUUCACGAUGUGCGACCCACCGGAGGCAUUGUGGAAGACACAUCUGGUGACAGAGGGAAAGGCAACCUGCAAAGACGUCUGGAUUUUGAUUGACUAUGCUAUAUUUACUGGAGCUAACAGCCUAGCCUUAUCCGCCUUUGUCGAUCUAACGCUGGCUGUAUAUCCGAGCACGGUGCUGAUGAAACUUCAUAUGUCGUUGCGCAAACGGCUCGCUUUGUGCGCAGCCUUAGGUUUGGGCUCUGUUGCUUCUGCAAUGGCCAUCGUCAAGUGCACGCAGUUGAAGGGAUUAGCUGACAAAUCCGACUACACCUACGGCACUGCCGAGCUAGUUAUGUGGACCAAGUGCAGCAUCGAAUCUAACGUUGUCAUAAUCGCCUCCUGCAUUCCGACCCUCCAACCCGUCCUCGAACUGAUUCUCGGCAAACGCACCACAAGCUCCUACAACAGUCGCAACCGCUACAAAGGGAGUUCGCAAUUGCCAGAUUCCUCCAACGACCAUAGCAAGCUGUCCAAGCCACGAAAGACCGACUACGAGAUCACAACGGUGGGAAGUCAAGAGAGCAUUCUCCGGGAGGAAGCCAACGGGCGCAUCGAAAGUCAUCCGAUGGGAGCAAUCAGACGGACGGAUAAUGUGACGGUGGAAUAUGAGAGUCGGUCGAGAGAGGAUCCGGCGGAGCUGCGGGUGUCAUGGUAG
Aspergillus niger is the source of this 1137-nucleotide messenger RNA. RefSeq lists its product as uncharacterized. Bases 1 to 1137 code for a protein of 378 amino acids. Lineage: Eukaryota; Fungi; Ascomycota; Eurotiomycetes; Eurotiales; Aspergillaceae. The record is from RefSeq and is a predicted model, not a curated record. The transcript is spliced from 6 exons.